Caenorhabditis auriculariae is the source of this 1902-nucleotide messenger RNA. The record is from the annotation of a GenBank genome assembly. Lineage: Eukaryota; Metazoa; Nematoda; Chromadorea; Rhabditida; Rhabditidae.
AUGAGCAACACGGAUCUUCUGUUAGAUGAUUAUCCGACCUUGAAAAAGUCGUGGGUCGAGGAUGUCCUGGAGCAUGAGUAUGGAACGAGGCCAAAAGUGACCUUGGUAGAACCAACUCUUCCGUAUUCACAGAGCUGUCCAAUUUUUCCAGGUAUCUGUUCUGUCAGACUCUGUUCUCGGGUACAUGUCCGUUCUGCGACGAGUCACUCUCAAAUGGGAAGACGACGAGGAUCCGACUGUUGCCACCUACAAAAAUCUACCGAAAUCCGUAGUCAUCAAGGUUUUGUCAAGCCUGUGAAAGUUCCCCAAAGUUUAGUCUCCAGAUCGCUAGUUCUGCGAAGGGGAGCGACGCCAUCAGCAAGGCUUCCAAGUCCGAAGUCGAGGAGGAGCACAUGUCGUUGGUUCAGAAGACGUUUCAUGAGAACGAGUGCAAGUACUACAAUCUUUUCAAAAACGGUGGCUUUUCACUUGGUCAUUCGUAUUGAAAGAGAUUCCUUCUCAGCAGUAAAGCUGCCCAUCAGAAUUCCUAAGAUUUACGCGGCUCUCGAUUCUGACAGCGUCGAAGUUCCGCGGAUUCUAAUGGAGGACCUCCAGGACUGCCACCUCGUCGACCUUACCGAAGGCUUCAACGAAAAACAAGUUCUUUAGUUUUCCUUGUUGUGCAGUAAACUUACAUUUCUGUUUCAGCUUUACGCGAUCGUCGACCAAAUAAUCGCUUUGCACGAGUUUUCCUUCACGACAGUGGAAUGGAAGAAGUUGAAAACAAGUCAAAAAGUGAGUCGGCGAGAGUCAAAUAAACAUGUGAAUAUGUAAUUGAAGCUGAAAAAUGUUCAUCGAAAAUUCUUCGAACAAAUCAGGGGGAUCGCCGUCAACCUCUCAGAACUGCCUCAGCUCAGUAGCAGCAUGAAGGUUUUUUUUUAAUGUAGUUUUUGCCUUGUUAUCGGCUGUUCAGAAAAUAAUCAAAUAGAAGAUCACUAUGUUUUUUGUGAGUUGUCAAGAUUUGGACAGAAAUACUAAAGUCAAUAGUCUUUCAAAUAAGUCAAAACGGAAAUUUUCCGAGAGAAAAGAUCAUUAGUACCCCGCUUUCUUUUCUUUUCUGUGAGUCUGUUAAUGUUAAGAAGGGUUGGAAAACUUUUGAAACUGAAAUACUUCAAAAUAUGGCACAGAAAUUACAGAAAUUUGUCGCGAAUGCUUAUGGAGACAACAACGAGUUUAUGUCUGAAAAUGGAGAAACCUACGAAAAUGGAGGUCUAAAUUUUUUUUCAAAUUCAAGUAACCGAUGGUUGAAGAAAAACUAUCUGUACUCUGUCACGGAGAUCUGUGGGCACCGCAAAUACUCUGGAAAACCGAGACGGAAAUCGGAGCUGUCCUCGACUGGCAAAUCGCCCAUCGCGGUAGCAUAGUCAGUUCUUGUUCUUAUAUCCGAGCUUUUCAUAACCAACUUCAGUCCGAAGAUCUUCUACAUGUCUUGUCGACAUGCACGAGCGCCUCGAACCGAAUCAGGCUUCAGAAACCUUUGCUAGACUACUACUACGCCAACUUGUCCGAGAAGCUGGAAGUCGCUGGGGUCAAGAUCCCGUUUAGUAGAGAACAACUGGAUGUGAUUCAUUCCUCUCAAACACAAUUGAAUAGUGUUGAUUCUUAGGAAGAAUAUAGGUAUGGUAUGCGUGCGGCUGGAAUUCUGACGGUGUUUGCCACGGGAUUUUGGGUCAAUUCACCAGUUUUACAGGUAAAACUUCAAGUUCCAUUUAUAUGGAAAAUUUUUUUUGAUUAAGUUAUCAUCAAAGUUUUCUAGGAAAGAGUUUUCAGACCGAUGGUAAGCCUGAUGAGCAGAAAAUCAACGAAUCUUUUGAUCGCUGUGGUUCCUUCAUAGAAGACGCGAACAAAGCUUGGAGCUGGUAG